ACGUGUCUGAGGUUCUCUACUGUGACGAGGGCAUCUCAUAUGCGAGCCCUAGUGAAAGCAAGUCCAUGAGCACCAUGACUUCCACGCCAUCUCCAUGCGCCAUCGUCGCCGCCGGAUCGUCAAACCGAUGAGCAAACGUCGCAUCAAGGUAUCACCCGCGCCAGACACGCGAGGUGAAGGGAAUCCUCGCCCGUCCUGCACUCCCUCACGUCGUUCCUCGGCUGGACACGCACGACGUCGGCGUGACAAGCAGGUCGAGUUUACCUCCACGUUGCCGCUCGAGGAAUGCACCGGAUGGUUCACUUGUUCGCACUGCGCCUUCUUGACACGACACAAGGGCACCUCGAUCUCGGAGCCGGAUCGCCUGAUGCGCAUACACUUCGCCGUCAGUCGCGGGCCAGAGUGGGUCUGCUGCGGGGUGCCAGAGGAGGAUGCUCCCGGAUGUACUGGGGAGAUGUACGAGCAUGGAGGGGGAGGAACGCGUGACGGGUACAUGAGAAGCUUCAGCCGGCGGGACUCAUUUCUUCGGCAUCUGAAGAAGGCGACGUGCUUAGUACGUCAGGCGCGCGAGAACGAACACGACAUCUCCCAUCCCGCACACCCUCCCAUCAUCGUUCCUCGGCCGGGCGCGCACGACGUCUCCGCGCAACAAGCAAGUCCGGUUUCGCUCUCCCAGUACCGCGCGAGGAGCGCGAUGGCUGGUUCACCUGCCCAUGCUCGACAUGGCAGGCAUGAACCGGUGUGCUGUCAGGUUUGAGAUAGCGGGCCAAGUUAUUGACGAGCUUGAACUCGAAUACAUGCACAGCGGGGGCGGGCACUCGCCUGACAGGCUUCUUCG
Messenger RNA from Fomitopsis serialis, 838 nucleotides. RefSeq lists its product as uncharacterized. NCBI's taxonomy places the organism in Eukaryota, Fungi, Basidiomycota, Agaricomycetes, Polyporales, Fomitopsidaceae. The transcript has a single exon. The record is from RefSeq and is a predicted model, not a curated record. Gene Ontology annotation, biological process: intracellular signal transduction. Bases 95 to 757 code for a protein of 220 amino acids.